GCCUUCGGCGGGGCCGCCAUGCUCCUGCCGCCGCUGCUGGUGCUGUUGGCGGCCCGGAUUUGGGCCGGGAGCGCCCCUGCCCGCAACGUGGUGCUGGUCACGUGCGACUCCUUGGAUGGAAGGCUCACAUUUCAUCCAGAAAAUCAGACGGUGACACUCCCUUUUAUAAAUUUUAUGAAAAGACACGGCACCCUCUUCCUCAAUGCGUAUACAAACUCCCCAAUCUGCUGUCCAUCGCGAGCAGCAAUGUGGAGUGGCCUCUUCACUCAUCUAACAGAAUCUUGGAAUAAUUUCAAGGGUCUCAAUCCAAAUCACACCACCUGGAUGGACCUCAUGCAGAAGCAGGGUUACCAUACCCAGAAGUUUGGGAAACUGGACUACACCUCAGGCCAUCACUCCGUUAGCAAUCGCGUGGAAGCCUGGACCCGGGAUGUUCAUUUCUUGCUGCACCAAGAAGGCAGACCUAUGAUUAAUCUGAUCCCCAAUAAGACGAAAGCAAGAGUGAUGGAAGAAGAUUGGCAGAACACAGAUCGAGCCGCAAAUUGGUUAAGAAAAGAAGCAGCUAAUUUUACUCAACCCUUUGUCCUGUAUUUGGGUUUGAAUCUUCCACACCCUUAUCCUUCACCCUCUACAGGGGAAAACUUCGGCUCCUCUACAUUUCAGACAUCCCCUUAUUGGCUUGACAGAGUGCCUUAUGAAACCAUCAAAAUUCCAAAAUGGUUACCUCUCUCGGAAAUGCACCCUGUAGAUUAUUACUCUUCGUACACCAAAAACUGUACUGGGCAUUUUUCACCAAAAGAAAUUCGAGAUAUUAGAGCCUUUUAUUAUGCUAUGUGUGCAGAAACAGAUGCCAUGCUUGGUGAGGUGAUUUUGGCCCUCUACCAAACGGGGCUGCUUCCGAAGACUGUUGUCAUCUUCACCUCAGACCAUGGAGAGCUGGCGAUGGAGCACAGGCAGUUUUACAAAAUGAGCAUGUAUGAAGCAAGUUCCCACGUUCCCCUUCUCAUGAUGGGCCCAGGCAUCCGAGCGAACCGUCAAGUGCCAAACCUAGUUUCUCUCGUGGAUAUCUACCCUACGAUGCUUGAUAUAGCCGGAGUUCCUGCCCCUCGCAAUCUGAGUGGAUACUCUUUGCUCCCGCUGUCCUCCGAGGAGUCUAAAUCUGACACUUCAUCCCCAAACCCACGCCCUCCGUGGGUUCUGAGCGAGUUCCACGGCUGUAAUGUGAACGCUUCCAGCUAUAUGCUGCGAGCUGGCAAAUGGAAAUACAUCGCCUACACGGACGGCACUUCAUUAUCGCAACUGUUUGAUCUUUCUACCGAUCCAGACGAGCUAGCAAAUGUGGCUACGGCAUUUCCAGAAGUCACUCGUUCUUUGGACCAGAAACUUCGUUCUAUUGUAAACUACCCCAGAGUUUCUGCUUCUGUCCACCGGUACAACAAGGAACAGUUUAUUAUUUGGAAACAAAGCGUAGGACACAACUACUCAGACAUUAUAGCAAACCUUAGGUGGCAUCAGGACUGGCAGAAAGAACCAACGAAGUAUGAAAGUGCAAUUGAUCGGUGGCUUAAAACUAACCCCAAUCUAUAAAAAAGCAACAAGUCAGACCUAUAUUUUUAUAUUCACUUUUAUAAAUAUAUUUUGAUAUUUGGACUUUAAUGUUGACUUAUAAAUGUAUGUACUAAGUGAAAAUGAUUGUCCUUUGAAGUAUUUUUGUAUCUUUUUUUGAUCUCUGCAUUCUCACAAACAAUAUUUUAGUGCCUGCAGUUACAUGUUAUCAGAAAUAAUGCCAUCUUAAAAUGGUUGGUGUUAAAUGCAAAACAGAAAUCAAGAAGAAGUGGAAAAGAUAAAGGCUGGAAUACAAAGUCAAUUUCCUCUGGAUAAUAGAAAAAUAUCUGUAACUAUUCAUCGAGCAGAGUUUAU
Messenger RNA from Tachyglossus aculeatus (Australian echidna), 1920 nucleotides. RefSeq names its product arylsulfatase family member K (gene ARSK). The record is from RefSeq and is a predicted model, not a curated record. Bases 19 to 1587 code for a protein of 522 amino acids. The transcript is spliced from 8 exons. NCBI's taxonomy places the organism in Eukaryota, Metazoa, Chordata, Mammalia, Monotremata, Tachyglossidae.